AUGCGGCGUGACGUCCGAGCAGCAGAGCAAGUGAGGCGACGACAGAACGAAAUAUCGAAAAAUCCUAAUUUUGGACGAAAGCAAACAUUGGAUUAUUUGUUUGGAAUUUGUGCGGAGCACGAGAGCACUAAAGAUUUGGUAACGAAAAAAGAUUUGCAAAUGCAUUUCGAACAUUACGAUCGAGCAUUCAAAGUAAUCUGCGUAGAUGUAUGCCGAUGCAAAACUGCUGUUCAGGAUGUCAAAGAUGCGUUUUUGGAACGACGGCGGCGUACAAUGCCGUACAUAUCGAAUCCUUUUGAGGAGAGAAGGCCUAAUCGUUUUGAAAGACGCUCAUCAUCGGAAACAAGAUUAAUAGGUGCCGAUGCAUUCCCAUCGCAAGUGACAAUGAUGAAAAUUGGAGAAAUGGCGAAAUCCUCAACGGCAACCCAGCAACAAGGUUCGUUUCAACGUGUUCAGAAGAUGUUUCUUUGUCUGGAACCCCGUGGGCAAAAGCAUUUGUGCUUAUGUAAGAGACUGGUGUAA
This is a messenger RNA of Gongylonema pulchrum, 522 nucleotides long. Lineage: Eukaryota; Metazoa; Nematoda; Chromadorea; Rhabditida; Gongylonematidae. The record is from the annotation of a GenBank genome assembly.